Molecule: messenger RNA, 1879 nt
Organism: Erpetoichthys calabaricus (reedfish)
Lineage: Eukaryota; Metazoa; Chordata; Cladistia; Polypteriformes; Polypteridae
Product: extracellular calcium-sensing receptor-like
Exons: 7
Coding region: 41-1879 (612 amino acids)
Biological process (GO): G protein-coupled receptor signaling pathway
Cellular component (GO): membrane
Molecular function (GO): G protein-coupled receptor activity
Source: RefSeq, a predicted model, not a curated record
AAGCACAUAACUACAUAAGCAGGUCUCACAGUAAAAUGAAAUGGUUCUCUUGCUUUUUCUGUUUGUGCCUCUCUUUACAGAAGCACUAAUACCUGUUUGUAACCUGUGGAGAAAAACAGAGCUGCCCGUGUUUUCCAAGAAUGGUGACAUUAUUAUCGGAGGUAUUUUUUCCUUUCACGAUAGUCCACUAGAUCCCAACCUCACAUAUUUAGCCAUGCCUGAGGUAUCAAAAUGUAAAGGUCUCAAUUUCAGGGAACUUCAGUUUGCUCAAGCCAUGGUUUUUGCAAUUGAUGAAAUAAAUAACAGAACGGAUAUAUUGCCUGAUGUCAUUUUGGGCUAUAAAAUCUAUGAUGUAUGCAGAGACAUUCAUUUGACACUGCGUUCAACAAUGGCAUUACUAAGUGGGGACGAAAACAAUUUGCUCCAGGAUGAUUCUUGUAUCAAGCUAUCUAUAGUGCCUGCCAUUAUAGGUCCUUCAACUUCAUCACCUGCAGUAGCAAUUUCCACAACUCUGGGGCCUUUCAGUAUACCAGUGAUCAGUCAUGCUGCCAGUUGCUCAUGUCUCAGCAAUAAAAAGCUCUUUCCUUAUUUCUUCAGAACGGCCCUAAGUGAUUACCACCAGAGUGUUGCCAUGGCACAGCUUGCAAAGUAUUUUGGUUGGACAUGGGUAGGGGCAAUAAGAAAUGAUGAUGACUAUGGAAACUAUGGCAUGGCCACAUUUGUGGAAGCUGCACAGACAGAGGGUAUUUGUGUUGAAUAUUCUGAGGCUAUCCACAGAACAUACCCGAGAGAAAAAAUUCUCAGAGUGGUAGAUAUUAUCAAACUCUCCUCAUCAAAAGUCAUUAUAGCAUUUUUGACAGUUAAUGUAUUUGAAAUUCUGCUUAAGGAAUUGUUCUUACAAAAUGUCACCGGAUAUCAGUGGAUUGGCACAGAGUCUUGGAUUUCUACUAAAAAUGCUGCCAUGCUACAGUACUACAAAAUUAUGAAUGGAGCAAUCGGAAUGUCAGUUAGUAAUGCAGUCAUACCAGGCUUGAAGGAGUUUUUGCUGAAUGUUCGUCCAUCUUCUCUCCCUGGAAACUCUGGCCUGAAUGAGUAUUGGGAAUAUAUUUUUAAAUGUACACUGAAUUCAAAGAAUAACUACUCCUGUACUGGUCAUGAGUCAUUAAGUGAAAUAAAUAAUCAGUAUACAGAUGUGUCAAAUAUUGGAUAUACUUAUAAUUCCUAUAAAGCCACUUACACCGUAGCUUAUUCAUUACACAACUUGCUAGGAUGCAUUGUUACGGAAAAUGUGAAGACAUGUGUUAAUAAAUCAAAUAAUGUGCCAUUGCAGCUAGCUCAUUAUCUGAAAACCAUAAACUUUACAACAAAGAUUGGAGAAAACUUCUAUUUUGAUAAAAAUGGAGACCCUGCAGCAAAAGGCAAGACAUAUGACAUAGUAAACUGGCAGCUGAAUAAAGAGGGUGAUGUUGAUUUUGCAACAGUUGGUGCAUACUAUGCAUUUGCCUCUAAAGGACAUGAAUUUGAUAUGAAUUAUAAAAAUAUUGUUUUCGCUGGCACAGGAAAUAAGGUGCCAAAAUCAGUUUGUAGUGAGAGCUGCCAGCCUGGAACUCGGAAAGCCACACAGAAAGGACGACCAAUCUGCUGUUAUGACUGCAUACCGUGUGCUGAAGGAGAAAUCAACAACACAACAGAUUCUUCAGAUUGCCUGAAGUGUCCUGUAGAAUACAAACCAAACAAACAAAAGGAUGAAUGUAUCUUGAAAGAAAUUGAAUAUUUAUCAUUUCAAGAAAUUAUGGGAAUCCUGCUGGUCACUCUGUCAGUACUGGGAGCAUUGCUAACACUUUAUACUUUCUCUUUGUCAUCUUGUAAAGCAAUUUGA